CAAGGGAAAACAGAAAAUACUACUUACUGCAUACAUUUGUAGCCACAAUUCACUGAUUUAUAGCCUAUUUUUCUAAUUCAUUCUAAUUUGUUAGUCAUUAAACCAGUGACUAUCAUAAAGAGAGUCUAAAAAACCAAAAGAAUGGAUAAACGGAUUAAUCAAAAUCAUUGAAGAUGGAAGAGGACGGGCAGCAGGAGGGAGUGACGCAGCCAUCGUCGGGCUGCUUCAUGACUGCCUUGAGGUCAGUGGUGGCCAACAUCAGGAGCAGUAUACGGCGGAGGCGUGUGAACCAACGACAAAGGAACUACCGCCUUGCUAAGAUGGAGGUGGAGAGAGAUGGAAGAGGAUGCAAGAGAGGAGGAAAGAUGAAAGGAACUCGGGAGGAGGAUAAUAUCGUCCAGGCCCAAGGCCAGGCCCAGGCCCAAGGUUCCACCUCUGGAGCUCCAGGGCAGGUGUCUGGGGGGAAGAAGCCAAAGAAAUCCAAGUGGAAAAACUGGGCCGUCAAUUGGCCAUGCAGGAAGCUGAAGAGAGAGGCAGAGAUUGCGUCAAAGGCUGCUGAGUCUAGCAUUGGUACCAACACCAAGCAACCCAUGGAGGUCAUUGAGGGCAAGAAGGCGAUGGUGUCCAAACUGGCCGAGGUAGCAGGCUUACCUGAUAAUGAUGAUGAUGAUGAUGAUGAUAGAGGUGACGGUGACAAUAAUGAUGUGGUGUCUGAGAGCCUCACUGCUGCUCACAAUGAUGAUGAUGAUGAUGAUGAAGAUGAUGACGACGACGAGGAUGCCACCACCGUUGAUGAGUAUGGUUAUGAUGCUGAUGACGAUGACGACGAUGAUGAUGAUGAUCAUGAUGAUAGUGAUGACGAUGAUGACAAUAAUAACGAUGACAAUGAUGAUGAUGAGGAUGACGAUAAUGCUGACGAUAAGGAUGAUGCAACCCUCGAGGAGAGCAUCAAAUGCUGUGGGGAUGUCCAGUAUAGCCCACUGGCAAACGUUGAUUCCAGCAGCUCCAUUGAACUAGAAGAUCUGUUUAAAAUGGAGGAUGAGGGACAGGAAGGGGAAGAGAACGUAAACCAGGACGUAGACUCCCUCAAGCAGGAAGACGUCUGCAGGAGGACAAGCCCCUUCUACCGGGCUCUUACUGUCUCCUUGGUUUGCUCUGCUGCAGUGGGGCUGGACCUCAGACUUGCGAGCAUGCAAACCAUUUAAACCUGGCACAGCAGACAAAGAUUGAUGAAAUGGACUUCAUUUGGAUUUUCGCUAUGUGGAUUGAGACUGGAUUUAGAUUUUUUUUUUUAAAUGUAUGGAUUGGGCUUAAUUGUUGAAGAUUCCACCUGGAACGGAACAGGAGUGAGUUUGAACUGCACUGUGAACAUUUCCUCAAAGAACCUUCAAGUUGAAUCAUGGGGGAAGCUAAGAACAGCCAUCAAAUAUAUCAGAAGAAAUGUACUCCUUCUUCUUUUGUCAAGUAGAAAAUAAAAAAACCUA
Molecule: messenger RNA, 1484 nt
Organism: Engraulis encrasicolus (European anchovy)
Lineage: Eukaryota; Metazoa; Chordata; Actinopteri; Clupeiformes; Engraulidae
Product: nucleolin-like
Exons: 3
Coding region: 174-1205 (343 amino acids)
Source: RefSeq, a predicted model, not a curated record